Messenger RNA from Nilaparvata lugens (brown planthopper), 1301 nucleotides. RefSeq lists its product as uncharacterized. NCBI's taxonomy places the organism in Eukaryota, Metazoa, Arthropoda, Insecta, Hemiptera, Delphacidae. The record is from RefSeq and is a predicted model, not a curated record. Bases 208 to 888 code for a protein of 226 amino acids. The transcript has 4 exons.
CGUUGAUUUGUCAAUUUUAUAGAAGAGAAGAAUAAUUUUUCUACUGUAAUUUUCCUGACAUCACAUGUGAAACAGAUGAAUAAUAUUUCUCUCUGAUCUGUUCCCACAAAACAAUAAUUAUUCAUUACACAUUGAACUACCCAACAUUAAACAACACACACAAACUUCCAUCUAAAUUUAUGUUGAAUAUACUAGAAGAAAGUCGAGAUGAGUGAUUCAAUUUGCAAUGAACAUGCUCCAACACCACACAAUGAGGAAAUAUGCCAUGCCACAGGACAGCAACGCAAAAAUAUUAUUGACAAACUGAUAAAAUUACUUGAUGAAGCCGACGAAAGGCCAUGUAUUUUUAAAUACAAAGAAGUUGAACAUUCUCCACCAAAAAGCUAUGAUCCUUUUGAAAGACAGAAUGUUCUUAAUAGGCGAAAAGCAAUAGAUAGAGGCAAUCCAAUUAUGAUGAAAAAAUGUCCGGAGAAUGGAGGAUAUCAAACACAACGUCCAGCGCAAGAACAGUUCCGUCCUAGACAAGAAGAGCAGAAAGGAGAAGAGAGUGUUUACAAGGACUGUAUCUGUCUGCGAGCCAAUGGACUGCAGGACCAAUGUCCUGUUCUCGACUGCCUAGGAAGGGAGGAGUGUGUGGCUGUGAACCCUGGACCAUGCUGCAAGCCUGCACUCUCUCGUUUGUGUGAGAUGCAACAACAGAAGAAGCAACGUGCAGCGGCAGAGGCUGCAGUAAACUACAGUCAAAAUGGAGGCCAAUCAAACUACAGUCAAAAUGGAGACUACUUGAACUACAGUCAAAAUGGGAACAGCUUCCAAGAAGAUUACAGUCAAAAUAUGUCUUAUGAGGACUCUCCGAAAACAGUUAAUUGUUUCUGCUAUUAUGGUUGAUGUAUGAUUCAACAUGAAUUUUGAAAGAUUACAACAAAAUCACAAACACUACAACAGUAAAAUAGGCAUAUUGUUUUUUCUUUUAUUAAUAACUAGCAGGUAACCCGUGCUCCACAAGGGUCUGUUUGAAGAAUAUAUUGAAUUUAGACAAACUUGAAACUUGAUGAACUGAAAAUAUGCAUAUAACAAUCCUCAUUAAAUUAUGAAUAUGCAAAAUUUCAAGUUAAUCAGUUGAUGAUGCGUCAUUCCUGUAUUUCCUUUCCCGUACGGGAGUUCUUUCCUUCAUUAUAAUAUCGAAAAUGUAGCGACGUCAUGUACAAUCGUCAAGGUAGAUACUAAUUUGUAUAAUCCCAUGAAUAUAAUCUAGAAAUAGUAAAUAAUCUAUUAUGGAAAUCUAUUUUUCUAGUUAAAAA